AUGACACAGGCAUUAAUGAAUGCUGAUGAGGUUGCAGUAGCCGGUGGUGGCCCACAGCAGCCGAGUCCGUCAACAUCGUUCAACCAGUCGUCACAAGGUGGCCUAAAGCCGGUGAUGCCGGUUGCACCGAUCAUGCAGUCCACCAAUGGUCAUUUGUACUCGUCAUCAGUGUACAGUAACUCCAGGUUGUGUUAUCCUCCGCCGAGCAAUAUGCGAACAUUUCAAACUGUGUCAUCCCGGAAUUACUAUGAUCAGCAGCAACAACAACAGCCGUGCAACAGUCCUGUGAUUAAUAGGCGUAAAUUGGAUCGAAUACAGCAGUGGAAUGCUGAACAUCAUCGAGUUAGUCAUAUUCGUCAGGGAUACAAUCCUGUUUCUAGGUCCUCAUCUGUCGCUUCCGGUAUCUCAGGGAUUUCAAGAGUCAGUAAUGUCUCGCAAUUCAGCGCGUUAAGCAUCUCUACGCAGAUGACAGAUCUGCCAAACCCUGCUCAGAUGCAGCGUUCAAAUCAGUACUCAUCGGCUUCGUCGACGGCCUCUUUUGCUGAAAAUAUUGACCCCACCUGUAGUCGUUAUUUCCUUGGAGUUGAGCAAACGGUUGAUGAAGUCACUGCAAAGAUUCAGGCAGGAAUCGUUAAGGAGCAGGAAUUUUUGUGCUGCCAAUUUAUAAAAUAUGAUUUUUGCAACUAUGCCGCGGUUAUAUUACACACUUUAUUGUUGUAUGCAAACGAGCGAAAAUUUCGGCUGGAAUUUUCAAAGAAAAUUGAGAUCAUGAACCAGGUGUUAGGCAUGUUAUGUGCUUUUUCGAAACCAAAGCUUGAUCAUCGUCUUGGUGAACGAAGUAAACGAAUUAUUAUUGACAUCAGUCGGGUAUUGGUCUUUUGUGAUGACGCCUUGAAGAAAUAUUUUGCUGAAAAAGGCGGAAUAGAAGCGCUGUUGUGGUUUCUGUUGAAUGAACCAUCCGAAGAAGUGAUGUAUUAUGCAGCACAUUCUCUUCGACAUAUGCUGCACAGUUCACAUAAAUUUAUUGCGGAAAGAUGUGUUGCAGUGCGGGGAGUUCAGAUUUUUGCUGAAAAACUCUCACAUGGUUCACCUCGGUUAUUAGUUGAGUGUAGUGAUUGCUUGUCGGCGAUGAGUGAUGUUGACUCGCUGCGGGAAAAUGAACUGACUCGACCACUCUGGCAAGUGCUACAAAUCCUAGGGUCCAAUGAGCCGGAACUCAUGAAACACUCCCUUGCAUUUUUAGGCAAUGUUAUUUCAUCUAAUCGGAAUGGUACACCAAAUCCAAAUAAGAUAGUCAACAUUUGCUUCCAGGAAUUUCUCGUGACUAACCGAGGCGUUGAAAGUAUUGUUAAUGUUCUUCACUACUAUGUUCCGCAACCGGAUAGUCCAUUGAUCACUUACGAGAUUGUUGAGAAUGGGAUUUUCGCAUUAAAAAAUUUGACAUCGUCGUUCGGUUUGGAGAAGAAACGUGACUUCGUUAGGAAGCAGCUUGUCGAAAUUGAUGGAGCAUUGAACAUACUGUUGGAACAUUUACUGAUACCAGUACGGUUUGAGCAACGUAGUAGAAUCCAGUUCCAAAUAUUUGAUAUUCAAAUUGAUAAUCGCAACGAUUUAUUGCUUAUCGUACAAAGAUUGAUUGACUCAUCACUUUUGGACAAGUUGUUUGAUGCUCACUCGUUAGCAAAUACAAAUUUUGUGGAUGUUUUAUUAAGUGUUUUACUGCAGUCAGCCAAGUUAAAAGAAUCAUGUUCUUUCGAACAGCAACGAGCAAAACUGAUGAAGACAGUGGAGAUAGUACUUGUAAUAAUGGAUAAAAUUGUUGAUUCUCAACGUUUCCAUUCGCAGUUACAACCUCUUAUCAGGGAAUCAAAAAUCAACAAUGUUUUACGUUCGGCUGCGAGUCCUGAAUUAUGUUAUGCAUUUUUGCGAGCAAUAGAGAUCAUGGCACGUGAUCCAUUCACCAGGGAUGAGUGGAGACAAGAUUCGACAUUUAUGGAGAUUAUACAGUUUUAUAUUUCUCAUCAGCAACCAGAGUUUGGUACGAUCACUUGGCCUAUUUUAUUCAGUUUACCAUUCACUGGUCAUUUGCUUGCGGUAGUUUUGGUAUCAACAAGUACUGCCCAAAAAAUCAUGUCUGUGAUCCACGGCGUUGUCAACUUCCAGUUUGCUGAUUUGUUGGACGACGACAUUGAGAUGGCUUUCGACUAG
Messenger RNA from Enterobius vermicularis (human pinworm), 2208 nucleotides. Lineage: Eukaryota; Metazoa; Nematoda; Chromadorea; Rhabditida; Oxyuridae. The record is from the annotation of a GenBank genome assembly.